Molecule: messenger RNA, 4106 nt
Organism: Branchiostoma floridae (Florida lancelet)
Lineage: Eukaryota; Metazoa; Chordata; Leptocardii; Amphioxiformes; Branchiostomatidae
Product: glycine receptor subunit alpha-2-like
Exons: 10
Coding region: 438-1757 (439 amino acids)
Biological process (GO): chloride transmembrane transport; signal transduction; chemical synaptic transmission
Cellular component (GO): synapse; membrane; neuron projection
Molecular function (GO): chloride channel activity; extracellular ligand-gated monoatomic ion channel activity; GABA-A receptor activity
Source: RefSeq, a predicted model, not a curated record
CAGGCAGUGGCCAUUUCAGCUUCGGCCGCUUUACAAGAUCCACAUCUCAUGCUUCAUUACAAGGACUUUUUCGGACUUUUCUACCCGGUGCAAAUCUUGUUUUGCAAUUUACAUGGCGUCAUUUCUGCAGACAUCUUACUCUUUGUUAAGAGGAGAUCGUGAAAAGUGACAAGAUAUCAGGAUGAUUUGAGCAGGGACUUACAGAUUGCCUGCUGCACCGGCGGUGUGUGACAAUCUGCCAGCGAAUCCAAGAGAACCUCCGAUUUUUCAUGGGUAAAGUGUUACACGACAGUGAGAGGAUUCUAACGGAGAGGAACGGCGUGUUCUGAUAUCGCCUCGGCUGUCACGAACGUCCCGAAUGCGAGACCACGACAAGAAGAAGAAGAAGUGCUGUUCACAACUGCCUUGGUCGUACCAGGACGUCUGGAACCGUUAGAAUGGCAGCCGGGCAGGCCCGGGGUUCGUACGCCGUUCUCCUGCUGGUCUGUCUCUUCUGGGUUCCGCGGAUAAUCCGGGGAAAUACCUCCAAACAAGAGGGCCCAACACCCAGCGUGUUCUUGGACAAACUACUGGAAAAGUACGACGCGAGGAUCAGGCCGAACUUUAAAGGCGAGGCUGUGAACGUGUCUGUUGACAUCUUUGUGAACAGCUUUGGAUCAAUCGCCGAAACUACAAUGGAUUAUCGAGUGAACAUUUUCCUGAGACAGCGGUGGAACGACCCGAGACUGAAGUUUAUGGAUUACAACGAAAGUUUGAGUCUCGACACGAGUUUGCUGAGGAAGAUUUGGGUUCCUGACUUGUUCUUCGCGAACGAGAAGGGAGCGAACUUCCAUGCAGUGACGACAGAAAACAAGCUAUUAAGAAUCUCCCCAGCUGGUGACAUCCUCUACAGUAUUAGACUGACGUUGACACUUGCCUGCCCCAUGAGACUACAGAGGUUCCCGAUGGAUCGGCAGCAAUGCAACAUGCAGCUGGAAAGCUUUGGGUACAGCACGUCGGACUUGAAUUUUAGAUGGAAGAAUGACAACCCGGUCCAACUGUCAGAAGAUCUGGAACUCCCCCAGUUCAAGGUGGAAGGAUACACGCUGACGCGAUGUGAUAAGACCUACAACACAGGUAUCUUUACUUGUAUUGAAGCGCAGUUCAACCUAGUUCGUCAGAUGGGUUACUACCUCAUCCAGACGUACAUCCCCAGCUUGCUGAUUGUCAUCUUGUCCUGGGUCUCCUUCUGGAUCAAUAUGGACGCUGCCCCCGCUCGUGUGGCUCUAGGUAUCACCACGGUGCUCACCAUGACCACACAGAGCUCGGGCUCCCGUGCACAGUUACCCAAAGUCUCGUACGUCAAGGCCAUCGACAUCUGGAUGGCCGUGUGCCUCCUCUUCGUGUUCGCCGCGCUGUUGGAGUUUGCGGCGGUUAACUUCGUCUCCAGGCAAGACAAAGAAUUGCUGAGGAUACGGAGACGGAAACAGAAGAACAAGAAGCUAUAUAUUGGACCCGGUCUUCAGGUAUACCCGUAUGAGGACCACGACGAGAAAGAUGGACGGACUUUUAACUUUGCUGCGUACGGCAUGGGGCCCCAGCUCAACAAGGACGGGGUCAAGAAGCCAGGCGACGCACAAAAUGCUGCCCAGGAGAAAAUGAGAACCAAAUACAUAGACAGAGCUAAGAAGAUUGACACCGUCUCCCGGGCAGCAUUCCCGAUGGCAUUUCUGGCUUUCAACGUGCUCUACUGGACAACGUAUCUCGUGCACUUAUGAUCAACGAAAACGGACUCUUGUUACGCCUCUGUACACCGAGAUAGGAUAUAUACAGCAAGGGGGGAAAAUUAACGACUCUAGUUUAAUGAAGCGGACUGGCUUGUGCCAGAUGCUACCCAGGAGCUCGCCGAUGCACCAACUCACCCGGCAACGUACUGUAACUAUGUUCUGUACAUAAUUGACAUGCGGACACACCAUAUACAAGAAGAAGAGAUCAACACUGAACGAACUUUGAACGUUUGUCUUCUUACGUACUCUUCAGUUGUUACAGUUACAGGACAAGGUGCAUCCAUCGCAUUGCCGACUCCAUCAUCCAACAGAUACACACAAGCACACGCGCGGAGAGAAUACUAAACGAGUAUUGACUACGCCAUUAAUGAUCUGAAGAUGGCCUAGACGGGAAGAGACAUAAAUUCGUCCCCCAAAGCCUUCGGUGAUGAUAAAAGGUAGUCACGCGGAAAGAGUACCACCUCCGGUCUGGACAACAAGCCACCACACAUAUUGAAUUCCAGCACUCUUUUAAAAGCUGCGACACGAGCUGUACCAAACUCUGUACAAGAAACCUUGAAGAAACAGAGAUUUGAAGCAAAAUUCUAGAGGAACCACUCCCCUUUGAGUCCCAUCGCAGCUGCAAAACGUUCAAAAGCAAAGUGACUUCGAUUUCCAAAGCCUGCAAACACAGCAAGACUUCAUCUUUAAACUUCGUAAAUAUAAGAGUGCUGAUGCCAUCGGAAGAAGACCCUAUGGCUAUGCCACUGCAGAAUUACUACAGAGAACUACAAUCCUUUGGUUGAAAACAAGGUUGGCACUUUAUAAAACAGAAAAUACAGGACCUUAUCUCCAUUCCACAGGACCUCUCUAUCAUCAGGUAUAAAGGGAUCUCCUGGUAAGCUUCAACAAGCGGCAGUCGGGUUGCCUACCGGGCAGAGGUGACAUUGAAAUCCAACUCGCUCUCUUAUCAAAGGACAACUUUGAAGACGUAACGGCUAUUUUCAAAUCUGCAACGUGUCUGUUUAAGCGAAGUAUGGAAAUCAGCAAUUUGAAUUUAUUUUUUUGGAACGAACCACAUCUACAUCAGUCGUUUAUUCUUUCUACGAACAAAGUCACAACUGUCUGCAGAACCUUGCUUUGAAAGGUAUUCUGAGUUCAUUGGAAGAACUUAUUGGAAAUGAUACAGGAUUCUAUCUCACAGCUUCAGAGCAUCAGGAGACUUGACACGUCAAAAACUAGGGGGCGUUACGUUACUUAAAUAGGACCUCGACUGGACAAACUCAAAGUUGUCUACAAAGAGUAGAUCUGCAUGGGGACUCUGAUCAAUCGGUGGUAAGUAAAAAGUGUGGGUAAAAGAGAGCUACGAAUGUAAAUCGUUAAGCACUGUCGAGUCAUAAGUACACGAGAUUAAAUACUUAAAUUAAAAGUCUUUAAUGUAGGAUUGGAUUCUACGGUACGUUGUACAGUGGACGGUAUCUUUGUAAACGCAUGGUGUGACAAAAAGAGAAUCUACGGCACAACGUUCACAGUAUAUAGGUCUUAACUAUACUUUCCACAAUAACGUACUAAGCAAAUGAGAAUUUGCAAUGAAGAUAAAAAUUUGUAAACUUUUAACUGAAGUAAUGUAAGUGUCGAUGUAAAGAAUUAGCCAUAAGCAUAACUUCAGGAAAAAAUAGUGAAAAAAGACACUUUAUCCAUGCAUUCUAUGACUAUACUUUAAGCUGUGACAAUUGUGAUGUCAACUGUAAAGUCACAAUAAUGCGUUCAGGAUUCUAUAUAGGAUGCUUACAGUUGGUCAUUAAAUUGAGCAAGUAACAAGAGCAUUUCUUGUGCAUGGGACCCUUCUACAGCUAACAAAUAGAACUUAAAUCACUAAGCGGUGUGGGUGUAGUAAAAAAGUAAUCACCAAUACACCAUAAACGGCUUUUACUAGCCUCUGUUAUGUAGUAUAAAAUUGAAGCAAUACACGCGGUGUUCGAACGGUAAAUAAAUGGUAAAUUCGUAUACAUAUUCUAUUGAAUUUCAUAAUUUCGUAGAUUUUUACAAACAUAAUUUUCGUCGGUGAUACCCUGAUGGAAUUGCUACAUAGUAGCCUAUUACUAAGAUACAACGUACUUUGCCUUUUGAUGGUCGACGUUGAUGUUAGUCGUUCAACAUUGUAAUAUAGUUUCUGUAUACCUCUCUGCUAGACCACAAAUAUAGAUCAUAUCUUUACCCCUCGUUUGCAAAACACAUGUUAUUGGAAAUCUAUUUUUUGGUGUGAAUGUACAUGUAUUAAUAACAAUGAGUGACAAUAAACUAGCUCGGUUACCAUUACCAGCGGUUCUUGGAUAUUACCAUAUAAAAAUCACAUUGUUG